AUGACCUUGGCCCGACCCCCCUCUAUCAUGACCCCUUCCCCCGAACCUGCGUUUGUUCUACCAAAUCCCGAGCGCUCCUUGCCAGGUCAUCGUUCGCAAUCAUUUUCUUCGACUCCCCCCGGAUUAUUGUGUAGUAUAGACUUUGAGGCGUCCUCAUUCCAUCUAGACUCGAACCCCUCGAUUUUUGGACCGUUUACCGAGAAACGGGACCCUCGCAGUUGUGAUCAGGGCGACAUCGAUUCAACCACCGUGGCCUACCCAUCCCCCCCUCCCACCAACUCCAAUCCGAAGCGUAGUGUGCCUCUACCAGCCAUCACAUUCCACAGCGGAUGCGGCUCAAAGUGCUUUGUCUUUGGAUCAGUGAAUACCAAGGCUGUCAUGGGCCCAGGUGGAAUCCCCAGUCCGCCGGAUAUCCAACAAAUACCACUUUCCCCUCCUCCUACGAUACAUACGACGAUACACGCUCUACCCACGCUGCACGAUGCGACCACACCCCUGAUCCUCCCCCCGACGCCAGAAGAGGAAGAGGCCCAGAUCAUAGACGACUCCGACGACUCAAUAUUGACGUUUCCCCCCAUUCCAGAAGAGGACGAAUACCAGUCAGACGAGGCCGUUGACUCACCAGCAGCAGCGCCCACGCUCUCCGAGCUCUCGAUGCGCAGCUCCUCUCGCCGUUAUCCCCAGAAUGGACACCAACAGGACGACGACGAUUAUUCGCUACUGUCGAACGAUGGCGGACCCUUCUCUCUACGUCGCUCUCUCCACUCCCAUGGUCCGUUUUCACCGCCUUUCCUCGCUCCCCUCAAUAUUCCGACGGGCGAAGCAGGACCAUCGCAUGAUCAUGGUAUGGAAGACGACGUUGAUUCUAGCCCUGAAGACCCUGAAAGCUUGUUCACUCCGAGGACGCCAGAAUCGAUAGAAGUGCCGCUUUUGGGUAACGACGUUGGCUUCCUGUCGAAGCUGGACUUUGAUUGCAUGGACGAAGAAGACCACAUUCAAAUUUCGCACCCAAGCUCACCGUCAAUAUCUACUCAUAACUUACCCGAGCUAGACUUUGACGACGACGAUGUGCAGCCUUCUCCCCCACUCUCACUAAUAUCCCUUCCUGGCGCGGAAACGGACGACGACCUUCUGCCUGCAGAUCUCGCACUCAAUAGUUAUCAUCCUGAUUCCCCCGCCAGCACGAGUAGUCUGCUACUCACUGAUUCCUCGCCAGGCGGCCCGACUCUCUCUACGGAAACUUCUGAUCCUGACGCAAAUCUUGGAUCGCAUCUCGCAGUUGCUCUCGCUAACUCUAACGAUCCUCUCCUCGAACGUCUUUACGCAGUCAGGAUGCGCGCCAUUUCAGCUGAACGUGUAGCCCGACAGAAGGAAGCCGCCGCGUUAGAACAGGGUUCUAUAUUUGUCCGCGCAGAGGCGAAGAGGGAGAAGAAGAAAGAGAAGGAAAGGGCACGAGAAGUCGCGGCGUUGUUGCGACUCAAACUCGGACUGGUGGAUCAAGAGCGCAGCGGAACCGUCGACUUGCCUCCUGUAGGCGAUUUAGACGUUGAUAUGGAGGAGCGGGCUGGGAUUGACGGUGUCGUGAAGAAGAAGAAAAAGAAGUCGAAGGGUAUGGCGGGAAACAUCGAUGGGCUGGUUGCACGGAUGAUGUUUCGGCGACGGAACGAAUCCUUCAAGCCUCUAGGUGGCAGACAGCCCGAGACUGGUCGGGAGCUGCCCCGCGCCCGUUCCUCCCUAUCGCGUACCUCGAGCUGGAAAGACGACGACGACGACGCUGACGUUGCUAUGGGAGCCACCGAAGACGGAGAGAUCAUUCCUUCGCGGGAGAAGCUGGACGAUUUUGCGGACCAGUCACCAAAUACAAGUAUGGACCGAGCGACUGGGAAGAUAUGA
Pleurotus ostreatus (oyster mushroom) is the source of this 1893-nucleotide messenger RNA. RefSeq lists its product as uncharacterized. Bases 1 to 1893 code for a protein of 630 amino acids. NCBI's taxonomy places the organism in Eukaryota, Fungi, Basidiomycota, Agaricomycetes, Agaricales, Pleurotaceae. The record is from RefSeq and is a predicted model, not a curated record. The transcript has 2 exons.